Messenger RNA from Ectocarpus siliculosus, 180 nucleotides. The record is from the annotation of a GenBank genome assembly. NCBI's taxonomy places the organism in Eukaryota, Phaeophyceae, Ectocarpales, Ectocarpaceae.
AUGUCCCCGGCUCAUCAUCCGGACAUGCCGACGACGACGUCGCCAGAACCCGACCAGAUCACCACAGCGAGGAUCAAGGUCCAGACUUUCUACAAGUACCGCAGAGAGGGCGAGCCAGUGCAUGACUUCAUACGGAAGGCAGAGGUCCAAGUCGCUACCUACGAGGAGAUGCAAAGGUAG